This is a messenger RNA of Culex pipiens pallens (northern house mosquito), 4565 nucleotides long. It is a transcript of the gene RasGAP1, whose product is annotated as GTPase-activating protein. Lineage: Eukaryota; Metazoa; Arthropoda; Insecta; Diptera; Culicidae. The transcript has 6 exons. The record is from RefSeq and is a predicted model, not a curated record. The coding region runs from base 115 to 3345 and encodes 1076 amino acids. Gene Ontology annotation, biological process: regulation of GTPase activity; intracellular signal transduction.
UUUCGCCAACAGCCGUGGAAGUGAAGAAGUGCUUUCUGGCGUUGUAGUGCCGUGUCUCUGCAGUUCGGUUCAAUUCAGUUCCUUUUUUAUGAAUAAACACCGUUCCGUACCCCGAUGAGAGAGCAGUGCGUCGGUGUUGGUGGUGUUGGCGGUUCAUGGAGCAACAACGUCGAUUGCACGCUCACCACGUUCCACACGGCCAGUUCAUUCCGACCAGCAGCAGAAGGCGAUUUGUGUGUAUACAUUCGCAGUGCUAGUUAUGGAUUCAAUAUGGCUGACGACACACGCAAAGUCCGUGUUGAGGAACAACUGAAGAUAAAAAUAGGUGAAGCGAAGAACCUGCUCGGUCGCAAUGGCAACAACUGCGGCGGUUCGUCCUCAUCGGGCUCGAAGGAAAACCGGGACGUGUACUGUACGGUCGCGCUGGACCAGGAGGAGAUCUGCCGGACGCCGACGAUCGAGCGGACGCUCAGUCCGUUCUUCGGCGAGGAGUACCAGUUCGAGAUACCGCGCAGCUUUCGGUACCUGUCGGUGUACGUGUGGGAUCGCGACCGGCACCUGAAGCAGGACAAGCCGUACGGCAAGAUCGCGAUCAAGCGGGAAGAUCUGCACCAGUACAACCACAAGGACCACUGGUUUCCGCUGCGGCCCGUCGAUGAGGACUCGGAGGUGCAGGGGAUGGCCCACCUCGAGAUCAGCGUCGACGACGGGGUCGGCAAUCUGAAGCAGGUCCCGGAGUUUGACGACCACUUCCAGGUGAACCACCAGUCGUCCAACAACAGCACCUCGUCCUUUGGCAGCGCCAUCAGCAGCAGCGGCAGCAGUGACACGAAAGAGAACUCCACCUCCUCGUCCCAUCUUCAUCAUCCCCACCUCCAUCAUCAGCACCAGCAUCACCCCCAUCAUCAGCUGCUGGUGAACAACUCUGUGAAUAGUACAAAUUUUAAGUUAAGUUUUCCUUCCAAAAGUGGUAGUGGAAGUGCCGGCAGUGGCACCGGAAGUGGAACGCUUAGGACAAUCUUCGGUGGCAGCGGCAGCGACUUUGGCAAUAACCAGCAGCAACCAUUCCGUAACAUUCUCGACAGCAGCACCGGCAGCAGCUCGGCCCGGAGUUCGCGCAUCUCGAUCAAGCUGACCGAGUGCAUGGACCUGGCCCGCAAAAAUGGCCUCUGUGAUCCGUACGCAAUACUAACUGCUCACUACUCGAAUAAGAAGAAGAUAACGAAACGUACUAAGGUGAGAAAGAAGACCGUCAAUCCGGAGUUUGGUGAAACCGUAAGCUUCGAUCUGUGCGUGGACGCGUGCGGCGGAAGUGACUCGAAAAGUGAUAGCAAUAACACGUACACGGUGGUCCCGCUAGGCGGUGCCGACCUCUGUGAAGUGGUGAUAGCAUUCUGGCAUGACAGCCCCGGCAUGGGCGACGAUGUGUUCCUCGGCGAGAUCAAACUCCCGGUGCGGGGGAAGCAGCAGCUGAACGCGGUGCAGCAAAGUGCGUGGUACUACCUUCAACCCCGCACGAGCCACUCGCGGCCAACGCGAACCUGUGCCACCCCACCCGGAACGCGGCUCUCCUCAGACAAUUCCCUCGGCUCGCUGCGGCUCAAGCUCAACUACAACGCCGACCACGUGUUCCCGCUGGCCACCUACGACCAGCUUCUCAACAUUCUCAUCCAGUCGAUCGACCAAAAGCCCAUCACGGCCAGUGCCGUCCACAUCCUCGGCGAAAUCAUCCAGAACAAAACCGAGGUCGCCCAGCCACUGGUCCGACUGUUCACCUACACCAACCUCAUCGCGCCCAUGAUCAAAGCCCUGGCCGAUCACGAGAUCUCCAAACUGACUGACCCCACCACCAUCUUCCGCGGCAACACGCUCGUCUCCAAAAUGAUGGACGAAGCGAUGCGUCUGUCCGGCCUGCACUACCUGCACAACACCCUCCGGCCCAUCGUCGAGGAGAUCUUCGCCGAGAAAAAACCCUGCGAGAUCGAUCCGGCCCGCGUCAAGGACAAAAGCAUGAUCGACACCAACCUCGUCAACCUGCAGGAGUACGUGGAAAAGGUGUUCGAAGCCAUCACCAAGAGUGCGGUCAAGUGUCCACCGGUGCUGUGCCAGAUCUUUCACGAUCUGCGCGAGUGUGCGGCCAAGUACUUUCCCCAGAACCGGGAGGUGCGCUACUCGGUCGUGUCCGGGUUCAUCUUUCUGCGGUUCUUCGCGCCGGCCAUCCUCGGCCCGAAGCUGUUCGACCUGACGACGGAACCAGUGGACGAGCAGACGACCCGCACGCUGACGCUCAUCUCGAAGACGAUCCAAUCGCUCGGGAACCUGGUCAGCUCGCGGUCCGCCCAGCAACCGUGCAAGGAGCAGUACACCGGCCAGCUGUACAAGCGGUUCUGCACCGAGAAGCACGUGGACGCGAUCAAGCACUUCCUGGAGGUGAUCUCGACCGUGGGGGCGAACAUUACGGACGGCGAGACGACCAUGCUGGAGCCGGUCAUGCUCAAGGAGGGGAUGAUGACGAAGCGGGCCCAAGGUCGGAAGCGGUUCGGCCGGCGGAACUUCAAGCAGCGCUACUUUCGGCUGACGACCCAAUCGCUCAGCUACGCCAAGGCGAAAGGCAAGCGUCCCAUCUGUGAUAUACCGCUGGCGGAGAUACUGGCCGUGGAGCGACUCACCGAGAGGAGCUUCAAGAUGCAGAACAUCUUCCAGAUUGUGCGGAAAGAGCGGCCCCUCUACGUCCAGACGGCCAACUGCGUCGAGGAGAAGGAAUGGGUCGACCUGCUGAGCAAGAUCUGCCAGAGCAACAAGGCCCGGCUGGAGCACUUCCACCCGUGCGCCUACAUCAACGGCAUGUGGACCUGUUGCAAAGUAACGGACCAGUACGCGACCGGCUGCACCGCCGUCUCACCAAAACCAUUCCAGAUGGAGCUGGCCACCGCCCUGGAUCCAGCGCGCGACCUCCAGCGUCUCCACUCGCUCAUCAUGGUCAACUUUGGCAGCCUCGAGGAGCUCGAUCCGACGCUGAACGCGGCCUGCGACGAUCCGGCCGCCGCCCGCAAAACGAUCAAAAAGCUCAACGAACUGGCCAACGGACUGGAGCGGAUCCACCGCAAGUACAAGACGAUGCUGGCGCGGGAGAUGCGCUACGGAAGCCGUCAGGCCCCGAUCGGGGACGACAACUAUCUGCACACUUCGCGGCUGCUGGCCGGGGCUGGAGCGGGUGCUGGCGGGGGAGGGAAUUUGGCGGCAACGGCCGCCGCGGCAGCUGCCGCGUUCGAGCGGUCGCCGGGACUGUUCCACCGGAACCAUCCGCUGCGCAGCUCCGACAACGAGCGGUUCUCUCAGUGUUAACUAUUACUACUGGCGUUAUGCUUUCUUCUUUCUUUUUAGUUUUUAUUUUUUAACGUGUAGAGUUAAUUUAUUUAUUUCUUUUUUUUUGUUUUUCCUUUUUUUAAACCACGACCGCGUUUUUGUGUUAUCGAACAAAUACCGCCAAGUUCUUUUAAAAUUUAAGAAGAUAUUUACUGCGUAACGCGCGCACACACACACAAACACACACCGUUUUUGUAUAGUUAGAAUUACAAGCAAAUCGUAAGAAAUCGCCGCAAAAAAUUGUACAGAACGCAAGACUUGAAACGUGACAAAGAAGAACAAAAUUACUUUCCAAAGCUUUCCGCGGCGACGACGAGGACGACGCACACAAACACACGUUUUAUGUCUUUUUGUACGUAUAUAUUUGUAUAUUAUUAUGUUCGUUAUAAAGCAAGAAAGAGCAAGUUUUUCUUUUCCCCCACCACCUUCUUCCCUUUCAGACACGAGUCCGGUUGCGACCUCCGGAACCACACACGCUCUCUCUUUAAGGUUCAAAAUCCGUGGUUUUUCUUUUUGAAGAAGUCGCGACCGGAAGAACGUGUCGUUUAAGCAUUGCCAGCGCCAACAACAAAUCCUUAAACAAAACAAAAAACUACGAAACUAUGCAAUCUCAUUCGCGCACCCGUUAACACACCAAGUUCAUGUUGAUAAUACAGUUUAAUACAAAGCAAGAAACAAAAAUCUAGUUGUUAGAAGCAAAGGAAAACUCAAAUCCAUCAACUCUACCCUCUUUCACAAUUUAAACAAAAAGCACAGAAAGCACACAGAACAACUUUGUCUAUUAAACAAGGAUUAAAGAAAAACUCCGUAAAUAUAGUUUAUACAAAUAUAUUUAAAGAAACUAACAAGAUCGCGCAAGAAGGAAAAAGAGAAACUGUGGAAGCUUAGGGCAUAAGCGUGCUAGAAAAAAAAAUCGCCCCGCCAAUCGAGACUCAAUAUUUGAGUCGACUCGAUACGCGGAAUUCAAACUUUGUGUGCGUGUGUGCUUGAGUGUAAGUGUGUCAACAUCCACCCACAUACACACACACAGGGAGAGAAAAAAAAUGUUACGAAGUGAAACUGAAUGAUAAAUUAUGUAAAGAUUGGAGAAGGAAACAAAACAGUCCAUCCCAAAAAGAAAACUUUUUUUUCUUCUAGAAUGCUGAACGAUUUAUAAAUAAAGCAACUAUGCAGAACGAACAAAGUAAAAAAAAAUCUGA